Diospyros lotus (date-plum) is the source of this 2536-nucleotide messenger RNA. RefSeq names its product probable 1-deoxy-D-xylulose-5-phosphate synthase 2, chloroplastic. The transcript is spliced from 10 exons. Gene Ontology annotation, molecular function: 1-deoxy-D-xylulose-5-phosphate synthase activity. The record is from RefSeq and is a predicted model, not a curated record. NCBI's taxonomy places the organism in Eukaryota, Viridiplantae, Streptophyta, Magnoliopsida, Ericales, Ebenaceae. Gene Ontology annotation, biological process: terpenoid biosynthetic process. The coding region runs from base 60 to 2210 and encodes 716 amino acids.
GGCUCGCUAGGCAGGGACAGCCUUCUCCUCGCUCCUUCUGCAGCCAAUCUUGUUCGGCCAUGGCGGUUUCCUCUGGCUCUGUCAUUCGGCUACAUCCUUCCAUAUCUCCACGUCCAACACAAAGCCAUGCCGCCAGAAACCAGUUGUGGCGCUUGCGAGCUUCGGCAGCUGGUUCGGACGGCGAUCGGGAGGGGAAGAAGAUGAUAAGGAAGGAGAAAGAGGGCUGGAAGAUUGAUUUCUCCGGCGAGAAGCCGCCGACGCCAUUGCUGGACACUGUCAACUACCCAGUUCACAUGAAGAAUCUAUCUGUCCAGGAUCUUGAACAAUUAGCAGCAGAGCUUAGAGCGGAUAUUGUGUAUAGUGUAGCGAAGACAGGUGGACAUCUUAGUGCAAGCUUAGGCGUAGUCGAGUUAGCUGUGGCUCUGCACUAUGUUUUCAACACCCCUGAAGACAGGAUCAUAUGGGAUGUUGGCCAUCAGGCAUACCCACAUAAAAUUUUGACAGGGAGAAGGUCUAAGAUGCAUACCAUCAGGAAAACUUCGGGGCUAGCAGGGUUCCCAAAAAGGGAUGAGAGCAGCUACGAUGCCUUCGGUGCAGGGCAUAGUUCUACAAGCAUCUCAGCUGGACUUGGCAUGGCAGUUGCAAGAGACCUUUUAGGGAAGAGCAACAAUGUUGUUUCUGUUAUUGGAGAUGGAGCCAUGACUGCAGGACAAGCAUAUGAAGCCAUGAACAAUGCAGGGUAUCUUGAUGCUAACCUGAUUGUGGUGCUAAAUGAUAAUAAGCAAGUCUCGUUACCAACUGCUACUGUUGAUGGCCCUGCAACCCCUGUUGGAGCCCUCAGUGGUGCUCUAACAAAGCUCCAAGCAAGUACCAACUUCCGGUCGCUUCGUGAAGCUGCAAAAAACAUCACCAAACAAAUCGGACCUCAGGCACAUGAAGUAGCUGCAAAAGUUGAUGAAUACGCAAGGGGUAUGCUCAGUGCUUCUGGCGCAACUCUCUUUGAGGAGCUAGGGUUGUAUUACAUUGGUCCAGUGGAUGGGCACAACUUAGAUAAUUUGGUCACCAUUUUUGAGAAAGUAAAAGCAAUGCCCGCACCAGGUCCAGUUCUUAUACACAUUGUAACAGAGAAAGGGAAGGGCUAUCCACCAGCUGAGGCGGCAGCUGACAAAAUGCACGGGGUGGUCAAGUUUGACCCGAGAACGGGACAGCAAUUUAAGUCCAAGUCCCCUACGCUUACAUAUACACAGUACUUUGCCGAAUCCCUGAUCAAAGAAGCGGAGGCAGAUAAUAAGAUUGUAGCCAUCCACGCGGCAAUGGGUGGUGGGACUGGCCUCAAUUAUUUCCAGAAGAAGUUUCCAGAUCGCUGUUUUGAUGUGGGAAUUGCAGAACAACACGCGGUUACAUUUGCAGCUGGUUUAGCAACAGAGGGUCUCAAGCCAUUCUGUGCUAUCUAUUCAUCUUUCCUGCAACGAGGUUAUGAUCAGGUGGUGCAUGAUGUAGAUCUUCAGAAACUACCUGUCCGCUUUGCAAUGGACCGAGCUGGUUUGGUAGGUGCAGAUGGGCCCACACACUGUGGAGCAUUUGAUAUCACAUACAUGGCUUGUUUGCCCAACAUGGUAGUCAUGGCUCCAUCUGAUGAAGCGGAACUGAUGCACAUGGUUGCCACUGCAGCAGCCAUUGAUGACAGACCAAGCUGCUUCAGGUUUCCAAGGGGCAAUGGAAUUGGAGUAGCCCUUCCGCACAAUAACAAGGGAACACCCAUCGAGAUUGGAAAGGGAAGAAUACUGAUGGAAGGCAACAGAGUUGCAAUUUUGGGAUACGGGACAAUAGUUCAACAAUGUGUAGAAGCUUCAGGAUUACUGAAAUCUCAAAACAUAUCUGUGACAGUAGCAGAUGCAAGAUUCUGCAAACCAUUAGAUGCAGAUCUGAUCAAGAAAUUGGCUAAAGAGCAUGAAAUCUUAAUCACUGUGGAGGAAGGUUCCAUUGGAGGUUUUGGGUCACAUGUGUCUCACUUCCUGAGCUUGAAUGGAAUUCUAGAUGGACCCCUAAAGAGGUCCCUGCAGUUGAGAGCAAUGGUACUUCCUGAUAGAUACAUUGACCAUGGAUCACCCCAAGACCAGGUUGAAGCAGCAGGGCUCUCUGCCAGACACAUCUCCGCAACAGUGCUAUCGCUUUUGGGGAGACCCAAAGAAGCUCUCAAGUUCAAGUGAGUCUGCUAAUGGAAGCACUGGCAUCAGGGAAAAGCACCAUGUGUUUGAUGGCCCCCUUUGGCCUGGAGUGGAGAAGAAACUCAAGCAGUCAAGUUCAUCCCCAGAUGUAACAUUGGUUCUAAAAAGAAUGAGGUCCAGGAUUCGUUCAAAUUCUUUCCCUGGUAUCUAUUAUCAGAAACAUAUCUAUGAAGAUCAGGUCAACAAAUCAAUUGUGUUUCUGUAUAUACAUUGUCUCCUUUUGUAAUGCAGACAGACGUGAUAUUAUAUAACUGGCAACAAAGUUUCAUAAAGAAUCCAAUGAAAGCAGCAAGUUUACUUGUACAGAA